Molecule: messenger RNA, 790 nt
Organism: Lontra canadensis (Northern American river otter)
Lineage: Eukaryota; Metazoa; Chordata; Mammalia; Carnivora; Mustelidae
Product: calmodulin-like
Exons: 1
Coding region: 103-552 (149 amino acids)
Molecular function (GO): enzyme regulator activity; calcium ion binding
Source: RefSeq, a predicted model, not a curated record
CAGACUGGCUUGCCUGUCCCGGUCCCUGGUCCCCAGCUCGGACGUGAGCCCUUUGAGCCGGUCGGCAGCCAGGUUGGCAGCUCCGUGACAGGUGUGACUGACAUGGCCGAGGAGUUGUCUGCGGAGCAGGUGGCUGAAUUCAAAGCAGCUUUCUCCAGAUUUGACAAGAAUGGGGACGGCACCAUCGACACCCAGGAGCUGGGUGCCGUGAUGCGGGCCCUGGGCAAGAAUCUGUCAGAAGCGGAGCUGAAGGAGUUCAUCGCCCACGUGGACACGGAUGGUGACGGCGUCAUCAGCUUCCAGGAGUUCCUGGCAGAGAUGGCCAAGAGGAUGAAAUCCUGGGGCAGCGAGCAGGACAUACGGGAGGUCUUCCGUGCCUUCGACCUGGACGGCAACGGCCGCAUCAGUGUGGAUGAGCUCAAGCAGGCCAUGGCCAAGCUGGGCCAGACGCUUUCCCAGGAGGAGCUGGACGGCAUGAUCCAGGAGGCGGACGUGAACAAGGACGGGCAGGUGGAUUACGAGGAGUUCCUGCGCAUCCUCUCCCAGAAGUGAGGCCCCGCCCGGGCCCGUCUCCUGCUCCUCCUGCCUUCUCGGGGUCUCCGCUUCUGUGGCUGGGACGUCAGGGGGCAGUCUGGGUGGUGGAGGGGAAAUUACCUACUCUCUCUUGGGCCUGGGGUCUGCGCUCUGUGCCCGGCGAGACCUUAGAGCGGCUCCUGUAGAGAAGCGGGGAGCCCCCGCCGCACUAGGCUGUUGUGAGGAAACCCAAGGCAAUGGCGGUUGAAAUAAAAGG